UUUAACGUGGAAUGGUUGGAUUCGAAUAUCUGAAUUAAACAACUUAAUGCUGACGACAGCUGGAGCACGAUGACAAACAACACGACGACGAGCGAAGCAUAUACUGCUUUACGUGUUUGGGCAUCAGCAGUCUCCUUCAUAAUUUUGGCUUUCUUCAACCUUGUCAUUAACUGGACGAUACUGCGCGAGGAGCGACUUCGAAACUAUGCACGGUUCGUACUAGUGUUCUACCUGUUGUCCUCGGCGCUCGUGUAUUUUGCGGUGUGUUUUGGGUUCUACCUGCAAAUCUACUUGGAGAUCCAGACGAGUAAAUCCACCUGUGUGGCGCUAAUAACAAUCUUGACCACCAGUGCAUCAAACAAUCUUCUAACGCUAACGGCCAUGGCGUUGGACCGUUACUGUGCUAUUUGUUUCCCUCUCAAGUACGGGAGUAUUUGUUUCAAACAGUGGCCGUGGCUCAUCGGAAUUCUGACUUGGGCUGUGGCUUCCAUCAUCCCCCUCACCCUGUUCCUAAAAGACUCAAAAGAGGAAAGGUUUUGUCGUCGGGAACAGCUGAAACAAGGGGAGAUACAAAAAAUCUUGCUAAUAUCCAUUUGCACAGCACUAAUUCUUUAUAGCUAUGUAAGGAUUUUAAUGGAGGGGAAACGCUUGGGAGUGCUGAAUCGGAGAAACCGUGUCGCGUGCAAGACCAUUGCAUUGCAUGGCGCUCAGCUCGCGGUCUAUAUCCUUCCCAAUUUCAUAAGCUUUGUGCUACACGUUCUACAAACAAAAGGACUUUUGAGCAUCGAGGAAAAGGAGCAGUUUGCGGUGUUUAAUUUUGUCUUUUUCAGCUUGGCGCAGUGCAUCGCGCCAAUCGUAUACGGACUGCGCAAAGAGGAGCUUUUGGAACAACUCUAUCAGAGAUUCCCAUGUUUGUCUUUUCGCUUGAAAAGUGUCCUGGAAUGGACGAUUAGCUUAACCCAUCCUCAGCGUCAUUCUCAGACUCGGGAGAGAAAAUUAACAUCAGAGACACUAAUCACAGGAUUAGCAGAUGUGUCUCAGACGUCCGUUUGAAGGUUCACAAAACUGAUCCAUACUGAACUGACAGCUAAUGAAUGGAUCUUUGGAUGACUAAUCAUUUGCAAAAAUUGAUCUUGGAGGACUAAUAAUCAGUGACGUGAUCUUUGGAGGAGUGAUCAUGAGUAGUCUUUGGAGCACUGAUUGUCAGUGUGGUGAUCUAUAGAGGAUUAAUCAUCUUUUGCAAAGUGAUCUGUAGAGGACUAAUAAUCAGUGAAGUGAUCUU
Messenger RNA from Chanos chanos (milkfish), 1282 nucleotides. Its product is annotated as odorant receptor 131-2. The transcript has 2 exons. The record is from RefSeq and is a predicted model, not a curated record. Gene Ontology annotation, cellular component: membrane. Bases 70 to 1053 code for a protein of 327 amino acids. NCBI's taxonomy places the organism in Eukaryota, Metazoa, Chordata, Actinopteri, Gonorynchiformes, Chanidae. Gene Ontology annotation, biological process: detection of chemical stimulus involved in sensory perception of smell; G protein-coupled receptor signaling pathway. Gene Ontology annotation, molecular function: odorant binding; G protein-coupled receptor activity; olfactory receptor activity.